UUUACAAAAUUUGGCUUUUGCAAAAACAAAAGUUUUUGUGGGGCUUAACAAGUUCCAUUCAGGAGAAAAACUCACGAUUUAAAAAAGAGGUGAAAUUAGGCGGUGAGUACGUGGGGGCGCGGAGGAGUGAUGGAAUUUUCAGUCCUGCUUGAGAGGGGAUGCAGCCCCUCACAUUUUCUAAAACAAAACCAAUUUCGAAAGAGGGAAAAAAGUAGCCCCAGAGUAAAAUCGUCCACAAUGAAUUUGAGCUACAGGCAGAGGAAAUCGCACCCAAUAAUAGGACCCAAUCUGAGAAAAAGGGUGGGGGUGGAGAGGUCGGGCAGAGGGAGUUGUUAACUGCCCCGGCACAAUGGAAUUAAUGAGAUUAACCAAGGCAAUUAGGCCGCCCGCCCAGCUCGGCUAGUCCGCGGCCCGGCUGCGGAAUGGAAAAGAUUACGUUAAUUUCAUUAAUUCGCAAUCCACAAUCUCUUUUUAGGCCUUGUAACCCCCUCCCCUUGGCACCUCUCCCCUCCCCCAACCCCCUUCCCCCACCCAAAGGAAAAGAGCGGCUGUUUGUCAUCUGCAUAUUACCAGGAACUAAAUCCAGGAUGACGUCGACUCAGUAUAAAACCAACAAGAAGUUCAGCUGGUCUGAGCUCCGUCCUACCCGCGGGUUGAGUUCAGCGAACGCUGUGGCUAGGGGAGGGCGGGAGGAGGGAGAGCGGACGCGGGGGGCGGGGAGGGGCGCCGGGCUGCGCGCUCGCCGGCGCUCUCUUUCGAUUUGGUCGGCAGCUGGAGGAGAGUGGACCCCCCCACCCCACUUUUAGGCUCUGUCCUCGGCGCAUUCCCGCCGUUCCCCGGUCCCGGCGCGGGGCUCAGGGAUGCCCGCCAGCAUGUUCAGCAUCGACAACAUCCUGGCCGCCCGGCCGCGCUGCAAGGACUCGGUGCUGCCAGUGGCGCCCAGCGCGGCGGCUCCCGUCGUCUUCCCGGCCCUGCACGGGGACUCGCUCUACGGCGCCAGCGGCGGCGCCUCCUCGGACUAUGGCGCCUUCUACCCGCGCCCGGUGGCCCCCGGCGGCGCUGGCCUCCAGGCCGCGGUAGGCGGCUCCCGCCUCGGCUACAACAACUACUUCUACGGGCAGCUGCACGUGCAGGCGGCGCCCGUGGGUCCGGCCUGCUGUGGGGCCGUGCCGCCCCUGGGUGCCCAGCAGUGCUCCUGCGUCCCGACGCCCCCAGGCUAUGAGGGCCCUGGCUCGGUGCUGGUGUCCCCGGUACCGCACCAGAUGCUGCCCUACAUGAACGUGGGCACGCUGUCGCGCACCGAGUUGCAGCUUCUCAACCAGCUGCACUGCCGGCGGAAGCGGCGGCACCGCACCAUCUUCACUGACGAGCAGCUCGAAGCGCUCGAGAACCUCUUCCAGGAGACCAAGUACCCGGACGUGGGCACGCGCGAGCAGCUGGCCCGGAAAGUACACCUCCGGGAGGAGAAAGUGGAGGUCUGGUUUAAGAACCGCCGCGCCAAAUGGAGGCGGCAGAAGCGGUCUUCAUCGGAGGAGUCGGAGAACGUGGAGAAGUGGAACAAGACGUCGUCCUCGAAGGCAUCGCCGGAGAAGAGGGAAGAGGAAGGUAAAAGCGAUUUGGACUCGGACAGCUGACGGCCGCGGGACACUUGCCCAUGUUACUUGCCUAACUCGAAGGACUUGCACAGACAGACGAUGCUACUUUAUUGCACACUCGCUGCCUUGCGGGAGGGGGUCGAGAAAGAGGAACGAAGAGCUGUAAAUAGUGUACAGAGCCGGGAGGGUCGGCGCCUGGGGUCGGGGCGCGCCGGGACCCACAGCCCAGCAGCUCCAGGCUGCCUGCGCCUCAUCCCUACCGUAGUAUUUAUAGUUAAAUUAAGGGUCACAGUACAAUAAAGUGAUGGCAAUGUA
Molecule: messenger RNA, 1910 nt
Organism: Callithrix jacchus (white-tufted-ear marmoset)
Lineage: Eukaryota; Metazoa; Chordata; Mammalia; Primates; Cebidae
Gene: GSC
Product: goosecoid homeobox
Biological process (GO): regulation of transcription by RNA polymerase II
Cellular component (GO): nucleus
Molecular function (GO): DNA-binding transcription factor activity, RNA polymerase II-specific; RNA polymerase II cis-regulatory region sequence-specific DNA binding
Source: RefSeq, a predicted model, not a curated record